This is a messenger RNA of Talaromyces atroroseus, 1557 nucleotides long. RefSeq lists its product as hypothetical. The coding region runs from base 1 to 1557 and encodes 518 amino acids. Gene Ontology annotation, cellular component: cytoplasm; mitochondrion. NCBI's taxonomy places the organism in Eukaryota, Fungi, Ascomycota, Eurotiomycetes, Eurotiales, Trichocomaceae. Gene Ontology annotation, biological process: protein lipoylation. Gene Ontology annotation, molecular function: lipoyltransferase activity. The record is from RefSeq and is a predicted model, not a curated record. The transcript is spliced from 3 exons.
AUGAAUCAUCCAGCGGAAAAAGUUGACGAUCUGCGACUUCGGCCAGCGCGGGGAAUACGAAAGCGGACUAGCGCGCUGGCGGUGUUGCACCGUUGCACGGAGAUUGAUGCUCGGCCCGGAAGGUCAACGACGACCAAACAUUGCUUCGAAGAGACCGUUGACAUAGUCUCCAUGCUUUCAGUGCGGCGCUCAUCAUGCGUGCUCUUACUCUCAUCUAGUCGCUUGUCAUUAGCAGCGACUUUGUCUGCUCGCACAAUAACCACCCUUGCCUCGUCUAAGUUUGCCGACCUCGUAUGUCGGAGCUCGUCCAAGCAUCAAAUCUACCAGUCGCUCUCGUCCGACCCGUUCACCAACCUUUCAAUUGAGCAAUAUCUUCUCCAGAAAACACCCGAGGACUCCAAUAUUCUCUUCCUAUACAUCAAUCGGCCGUGCGUCGUGGUCGGCCGGAAUCAGAACCCUUGGCUCGAAACGAAUCUAAAAGCUUUGCAAAAAGCAGAUCCCCCCACCUCGUACUCUGCACAUGAUGUGCUCUAUGUUCGACGACAUUCUGGCGGCGGAGCAGUGUUUCAUGACGAAGGAAACUUGAAUUACAGCGUUAUCUGUCCGCGAGAUGUCUUCACGCGUGAUCGACACGCCGAGAUGGUGUCAAGAGCGCUACGGAGCAUUGGCGCAUCCAACGCAACUGUCAAUGAACGACAUGAUAUUGUAUUGACGCAAAUACCGAGCGAAUUUGACAGACAAAGCAAUACGGCAGGAAUAGAAGAUCCGCCGGAAGAAGCUACUCCGAAAGCUUUAAAAGUGUCCGGCUCAGCAUUCAAAUUAACGAGAAACCGAGCGUUGCAUCAUGGUACUUGUCUGCUGGAUUCGCCUAAUAUAAAUAACUUGGGUGCAUAUCUCAGAUCACCUGCUAGACCAUAUAUUCAUGCCAAGGGCGUAAGCAGUGUACGGUCUCCCGUUGGGAAUGUUUCCGCAGGUCUUGCUAGCUUUUCAAUGCAGGACGCAGUGAUGAGUAUAAUCGAUGAGUUUUCGCAUCUCUACAAGACCGGAAACGAUAUCCUAGACCAUGCGAAGCGCUUCGAUAUGAAGAACAGUGAGAUGAGUGCAGCAGGCGAUUGGGUUACAGGAAUCGUUGGAGACACCCAGGCGCACGAAAUCUCAGAAAUUCAAAGCACCUCUGAAUUGAUGAAGUCAACCGAGUUCAAGUUUCUCCAAACCCCGGAAUUCACGUUCUCAACUUUUCCAAUCGAGGGCGAUUCCAGGCCCCGGCCUCCAUUGCCAAAUUUCCUUCCUCCUUCGACGAAAGUACACAUUCGUGUCAAGAAAGGCAUUGUACUAGAGGCUUCCAUUUCCACCUCAUCCGAUGACGGAGAUAUAAUGAAAGCCCAAGGAUCGCGAAGCCACGAAUUACUAUCGAACAAUAUCCUUCAUGAGAUGGACAAAGAAGACUGGAGGCAAGUCAUUAAAUCAAUCGUCGCUAUUGAUAAUGGCCUUCUACAGCCUAUGCAUGAGGUGGCUGAUCAUUUGACGGAUUUCGUGUGCGACAAGUUUGGUGUGUAA